Messenger RNA from Sardina pilchardus (European sardine), 2037 nucleotides. RefSeq names its product calcium-activated chloride channel regulator 3A-1-like. The coding region runs from base 1 to 2037 and encodes 678 amino acids. The transcript has 13 exons. The record is from RefSeq and is a predicted model, not a curated record. Gene Ontology annotation, molecular function: protein binding. Lineage: Eukaryota; Metazoa; Chordata; Actinopteri; Clupeiformes; Clupeidae.
AUGGGUCUGCAGACAUCAGGACUGUUCUUUGUCAUCUUCUUGUCUAAAACAUUUGGAAUACAGCUGGAUGGACAUGGGUACAGAGGUGUUCUCAUUGCCAUCAACCCAGCCGUCCCUGAAAUACCAGAUGGUGAAGAACUCCUUUUGAGGAUUGAGGAUAUGAUAAAAAAUGCAUCUUACGAUUUAUCCAAAACUGCUGGGAACAGGUUUCAUUUUAAGGAGGUAACCAUAUUAGUUCCUUCAAACUGGGAAGCCAAUGGGAACUACAGAAAAGCCACAACUCAGAGGUACGACAAGGCCCAUGUCAUUAUUGAUGAACCAAACCCCGCAUAUGGUGAUGAGCCCUACACCCUCCAGUAUGGCCAAUGUGGAGAUGAGGGCCAGUACAUCCAUCUCACCCCAAAAUUCCUGUUAGAUGACGGGCUUGUUGUCGUGUAUGGAAAUAGAGGUAAAGUGUUUGUGCAUGAAUGGGCUCAUCUGCGAUGGGGUUUAUAUGACGAAUAUAGUGAUGAAGAGCCAUUCUACAUGUCUGGAAAGGGUGACGUUGAGGCAACAAGGUGUAGCAUCAACAUGACUGGAAACACAUCUAAAGAGAUUUGUGAAACAGACCCAAAAACUGGAUUGCCUACCGCUGACUGUAAAUUUAUACCAGAUACCUCUGCAAAUGAGUCUAUAAUGUAUUAUCCCAGCUUAGACUCUGUGGUAGAUUUUUGCACAACGGAGACUCAUAAUGCUGAAGCCCCAAACAGACAGAAUCAGAUGUGUGGUAACAGAGCAGCUCUGGACGUGAUCCUCAACAGCUCUGUGGAUGCUGGAGUUCCAGAACCAUCUUCCCCCUUCCCCAAUGUGUACCCAGCUGUGUGGAAGCUUGAAAGCUCUGGGAAAACAACACUUGAUUGGUUUAAUGGAACCUUUUCAGUGGACUUUACAGUUGGAAAUGGUACAGUUAUAACCAUUAUCUAUCAAGCUUUGCUUCCCAGAAUAUCCAUCAGAAGUCCAAGUGGGGACUUGUUCAGUGGUUCAGACUUCACCCAUGACAGUUCUACAAAGACCUUAUCUUUGAAAAUACCAGGAACUGCAGAGCUUGGAGAAUGGCAUUACAGUCUACUUAAUGAGGGUAGUGCACAGGCGAUGGCAGUCACCGUAACCAGCCGUGCUGCCAGUGCUGAUGUGGCCCCUAUCAUAGUGAAAGCCCACAUGGACCAGACAUCCUCUGAUGGUAGCAAAGCCAUGGUGGUCUAUGCAUCUGUCACUCAGAAGGGAUUACCUGUUAUACUGGCAAAUGUCACAGCCACAUUAGAGUCUAACACAGAGAAGAUACCGCUACAGUUGGAAGAUAAAGGCACAGGUGCUGAUGCCUUCAGGCAUGAUGGCAUUUAUUCAGCAUAUUUCACUGAGAUGAAGACAGGAAGGUACAGCCUGAAAGUGAGAGUAAAAAACAAGGACAUAGCCAGGAUCUCUACUCACAGACACAAUGGAGCACCUUACAUCCCUGGAUAUGUGGUCAACGGCCAAGUGGUGAUGAAUCCCCCAAAGCCUCCUGUCAAUCAUGAACCAGUGGAGGUGGGGAGCUUCAGCAGGACAGCCACAGGAGAGAGUUUUGUGGUGGAGUUACCCCCAGGAUCUACAGGCCCUCCACCAUUUCCUCCCUGUAAGAUCACAGACCUGAAGGCCAAUCUGGAGGGAGACAACGUCACCCUUACCUGGACUGCUCCUGGGGCGAGCUAUGACCAGGGAACAGCUUCACACUACCAUAUCCACUGGAGCGAAGAUAUGGCCUUGUUGAGAGGCAACUUCAAUGGCACUCAUCUUGUCAACACAUCAGCGCUGUCACCACAAGAGGCUGGCUCCAUUGAGGAGCACUCAUUCAUCCCACACAAUUUAAACAUCACCAACGGAACCAUCAUCUUCAUUGCAGUUGCAGCUGAAAAUGUUGACUCACUGAGAUCGGAGAUUUCAAACAUUGUCCGAGUGGUGAAUUUCAUUCCUGUACCUCCAGUACCCCAAAGGUGUGCUAUGCGGCUCUACACAGCCUAG